Purpureocillium takamizusanense is the source of this 1956-nucleotide messenger RNA. RefSeq lists its product as uncharacterized. The coding region runs from base 1 to 1956 and encodes 651 amino acids. The record is from RefSeq and is a predicted model, not a curated record. NCBI's taxonomy places the organism in Eukaryota, Fungi, Ascomycota, Sordariomycetes, Hypocreales, Ophiocordycipitaceae. The transcript has a single exon.
AUGGCACCGCCCCCUCCACUCGGCGGCGCCUCCCCGCCCGGCUCCGCGGCGAGAGCGACGAUGGAGACGACGACGGUCGUGGCCGGCACCGUCGUGGAAACGUCCAUCGUCACCGUCAUGCCCUGCCUGAGCACCACGAUAGGUGUGGUGCCCCAAAGCCAGGGCGAUACGCGAAGCACCGUUCAGGGGCCGCAACAGGACACCUCGUCUACUACUGCGGCUACUACUGCUACGGCCGGGGAGGGGAGCGGGCCCGGGUUCGAGUUUCCGACGUGGUCGUCUGGCAUGCCGACUGCGACGACGCUGUUCCGCGAGGAUGACGAUGACCCCCAGCAGCAGCAGAAGGGCGGCGCGGGGUCGUCUGGGACUGCUGAUACUGAUACUGAUGCUGAGCCGCUGGUGCCGACGGGCGUCUUCUCGACGGCGACGGCGACGAGCGAUCCCCUGGCCAUUGGCGUUUCGGGGACGGACGGCACGGCUGGUGCGGGCGGCUCUACAUCUGACCUGCUGGCCGUCGGAUCGUCAGUCGCGUCGGCGAGCAGCUCAUCCGACCUGCUGGCCGUCGGCUCGUCAGGCACUCUGCUGCCGCCGGGGGAAACCUCAUCACCGACGACCACGCUGCUCGUGACGAGCGAUGACGCCCUGGCCAUCCCUCCGGCGGGUAUCACGUCUGGUGUCGGCGGCUCUACGUCUGACCUGCUGGCCGUCGGAUCAUCAGUCGCGUCGGCCAGCAGCUCAUCUGACCUGCUGGCCAUCGGUACGUCAGUCGCGUCGGCGGGCACUGCGUCGUCGACGAGCAACGCCCCCCACGACCAGCCGGCCAUCACCACGCCCGACGACAGCCCGCCCACGAGCGGCGGCGAAUGCGACGCCUUCGAUCUGCGCACAUCGUGCCGCACCUCUGCCUCUGCAAGCACCUCCGCGCUCCCCUUGGGACACGGCCCGGGCCCUUUCGGGAUCAGCAGCAGCAGCAGCAGCAGCAGCUCAGCCAACGUUUCGGUAAAGACUUGGGGCGGCGAGCCGGGCACCAACACGUCGUCACGGUUGAUAGCGUCGUCGACGCCGCCCCUGGCCACCACGCCCGUGCCCGCCAGCGCCGUCGUCGUCGUGACGCCCUGCGUGCAAAACCAGACUGCCGCCGGCGACGCGGGGGUCCAGGCGUGCAGGCUCGCGCUGAGCGGCGACUGCGACACGUCCGCCAGCGAGUACCCGACGUGCGUCAAUGGCCGGUGCGCGUGCCAGGCCGUCGAGUGCGCCGACGACGAUGAGUGUGUCGGCUUCGGCCAGUGCUUCUCGGACGAGGUGGCGUCGUGCAAGUUUAGCAGCGGCAGCAGUGCUGGUGCUGGUGCUGGUGCUGGCACUGGCUCCAGCUCCAGCUCCAGCUCCAGCACCGGCAGCCGGGCCGUCUCGUUGCCCGUGUCCUCGUCUGCCUCCUCCGGCAACAUCACCGUCACAAUUGCCGGUAGGGGCAUGGCGAACAUGGCCAGCGCUGUCAUCGUCACCACCACCACCACUGCCAGCAGUGGCAACGGCACCGACAACAAAUCCCCCAGCAAGUCGAGCAUACCCCGCGGCGUGUGCCAGUGCCAGCCCAAAGUCACCGGCUGCCUGGUCGGGCUGAACGGGACACGUUACUGCGCCGAGCAGGUGCCCUGCCGCGACCCGAGCGUCAACGGGGCGCUCCCCUCCCACGCGCAAUGCGUGCCGCAGGACGAGCUCGUCUUCUUCCUCGGGCGUUGCAGGUGCCAGAGCGUCGACUGCCCCUGGACGUCGCCCGCGCUCCCGGACAGCGCGCGCAGAAACCGCGAGUCGUGCGACAAACUCAUCCUCUGCACGGACAGGGCGGCGGCGGCGGCGGCGGCGACACCCAUGUGCGUGGAAAAGCCUUGGGUCCCGGGUCCGACGCGCCACGGCCCUGCCACGACGGGGUAUUGUGUGUGCGUCGCGGGCCAAUAA